Messenger RNA from Scomber japonicus (chub mackerel), 1008 nucleotides. RefSeq names its product ovo-like zinc finger 1a (gene ovol1a). Gene Ontology annotation, molecular function: DNA-binding transcription factor activity, RNA polymerase II-specific; RNA polymerase II cis-regulatory region sequence-specific DNA binding. The record is from RefSeq and is a predicted model, not a curated record. Gene Ontology annotation, biological process: regulation of transcription by RNA polymerase II; epidermal cell differentiation. Gene Ontology annotation, cellular component: nucleus. Lineage: Eukaryota; Metazoa; Chordata; Actinopteri; Scombriformes; Scombridae. The transcript has 5 exons. Bases 1 to 1008 code for a protein of 335 amino acids.
AUGCCGAGGGCUUUCUUGGUAAAAAAGGCGAACGUUUCGCCGGGAAAGCGGAACUGGAGUGAACUCCCUGAUCAUGAACGAGGAGACAUUUAUAUCCCAGUCUCCAUCUUCCCUCCAUCCGUCUUGGUGAUGGAUUCUGAAGCCAGCCCCGCCGAGACACCGCCGCUCUGCCUCACCAAGCACUCAAUCUCCGACACGCGAACACACGCCGAGCUGCCAUCGAGCACGGUGCUGGGUCGACCCCAGAGCCCCGUGGCUCCACCUGAGGAGAGGAUAGGGAUUAAGAGGAGGUCACAGGGUGGCUCCACAUACAUCCGAUCCAAAAUGAAGGUAACUACAGGCGAGUUACCCCCUGAUCCUUCUCUUCCUCUCCCUCUCCUUACUAUUCCUACCCUGCCUUCCUUAACCCCACUUACCGAUGUGAUGCCAGUUGCCUUGACGACAACCCCUGCCCCACCGGAGACGGUCCCCACUGUCACCAGAUCAGCAAGUCAAAGUCAGAGUUCAUCGACGGGGGCAUUUGUGUGUCAGAUUUGCCAGAAGACGUUCCAGUACCAGCGAAUGUUAAACAGACAUAUCAAGUGUCACAAUGAGACCAAGAGGCACCUCUGCAGCUUCUGUGGCAAAGGCUUCAAUGAUACCUUUGACCUCAAGAGACACGUACGCACACAUACAGGCGUCCGCCCCUACAAGUGCAGCCUUUGUGAAAAGGCCUUUACCCAGCGCUGCUCCCUGGAGUCCCACAUGAAGAAGAUCCACAGUGUCACCCUGAAGUACGCCUACAAAGAGCGACGCAACAAGCUGUACGUCUGCGAGGAGUGCGGCCACACAAUGGGAACACAGGACGAACUGAUGCUCCACCUCCAGUCGCUUCACCCCGACAGCGCCCUGCUGAAGGGGAAGAUUGCAAAGAGAGCAUCAGGAGGGGGAGGAAGAGAGGGAGGAUCAACCCCAGGUUCUCCCCAAGGACCUGAUAGCGAUGAUACCACUGGAUCAGCAGGGCAGUAG